AUUAUUCUGUAUUUUUGACUACACAAAAUAUCAACAAAUAUGUCCUAACCUGCAGUGAAAAGAGUAAGAUAGAGAUCAAUUAUUGUCUCUGAACUGAAUUAUAUUUAAAAUCGUAUUUGUAUACCAAAGACACUUAUUAAUAUCUAUAAGGUCUCUGAGGAUCUAAGACAAGAAUGAGCAUAUACGAUAAUUGGGACGUGGAGCAACAUAAAGUAGAAUACGAGUCUGACGAGCACUGGGAGUUACGGCGUAAAUUUUUGCUGACCCACAAACAUAAAUUCCCCGAAGAUAUACUCGUUUGUUUAGCCCAAGUGUUCGUCAAUGUCGAACUGUUAGGAUGCAGAUAUCCACAAGAAACAAUGGAUUUAGUCAAAGAAUUAUCACAAGAUGUUGCAGCCGAAUAUAGAGAAAAGCAAAAGAAAAAGUUACAAAGAACAUUUGUGGAAGCAUCAGAGGCAGCUAGUUCUAAGGUGAAAGGAUGCGCUGCUAAAACAUCUACUGUCACAGAAGAAUCUAUACAGAGUAUGCCUAAUCCUAUAUCAAACACAGCUAAUCAUACUGACCAAUCUCGUAAAAAAAAUAAAAAGCGUUCUAAAAAAAAUAAAAAACUUGAUACUGAAAUGAAAUUACUUCCUAAUGUCAAAAAAGAAUCUAUAUCUAGUACAAUGAAUUACAACUAUCAGUCUUGUGAAAAUCUUGAUAUCAAAGAAGGACCGUCUAAAAAAAUAAAAACAGAGAAAAAUGUCUCAGUUCAAAAUCAUCCAUACGAAGACAUUGUUCUGUGGGAAAAACCAGGUACUAACGAUAAUGUACUAAAUAUACUAGAAAUGUCAGCUGGAGUAUCUGGUAUCGCUAUGCGUUGGAAGUACUCUAAAAUAGAAGAAGGCUGGGAAUGCUCUAUUAUUUUUGACUCACAAAAAUUGAGUUGUAGCACUGAUAUCAAUAAGAAAGUAGCUAGACAAAAAGCAGCCAUUAUUGCAUUAGAAAAAUUACAGAAACACUGCUAUACGGUUAAGGUUAAAGGAGACAUAGGUACAAAAAUAACUGUAACGACAGAAGAACUAAAGUCUCAGGAAUCUCAAUCUGAAGACAAUUGGAAAGUAUCUAAUUGUAUUGGGAAAAAUAUGAUGAAAAUGAUGGGCUGGACCGGCGGUGGUCUUGGAAAAUCCGAACAGGGUAUUGUGGAACCCAUGUCUGCCAUGGUUAAGACGCAAAUAAAUCGAGAAGGUCUUGGCCUGAAAAAAAAUUCUUAUACGGAACAAGAAAUAAAAACUAAAUGUCGAAAAUUAUUUAAAGAUCUCUUACAAACGGAUAAUUAUUCGCGAAAAGACAUUGUGUUUCUGGAUUUCCCUAAAGAAGACAGAAUUGUGAUUCAUCAAGUUGCGCGAACAAUGGGUCUUAAAUCACGUAGUCAAGGCAAGGAUCAACGAAAACUGAUAGUUUCAAGUAAAGUCAAUAUAUGGAGUUUGGUCAGAGAAUUGAACAAUCUUGGUGGAGUCACCGAAAAAUACGAAUUGGUGAAACCGACUGACGAAAAAUUCAUUUCAUUAUCAACUUCUACUUGUACAUAAAAAGGACAGAUAUUAUAUAUAUUUAAACGAUACCUUCUGUGACAUUGAUGUAGUAGCAUAAAUAUGGAUUAUAUGAAAAUAAAUAGAUAACUCUUUUCAGAAGUCUUUCCGUAAUAUUUUAUUGUUUAAACGAUCCAAAAAACAAGCUGUUUGAAGUAAUAUCACGACGUUCAAUAUUUUUCUAGCACGCAAUCCGAAGUAGCGAGAUUCAUUCAAUUCUUGUUUCUAACGGACAUAUUUCUGUCGAAUGAAAAGCCGUACGUUGUAGAUCAGAAUAUCGCAUCACGUCGCCAGUAAAAUAGCGCAAACAAAUAUAAAGGGUGAGACACAGUAAAAAGCAAUCUCCUGAAAUUGUGAUUAUGCAGGCAGAGCCUACAGAUUCGUAAAUAAUCAUGUUGUUCAUCGAGCAAUUACAAUGUAUACGCUCACGCUCGCAUGCACGAUCAACGAAUGAAAUCGUGUCGCAUGAUGCAUAAUUGGAGACAUUAGAAUUAUUAAAAUUGAAAAGAAGCGUUCUCACUUUAUUUAACAAUUAUAAUUAUUGCGACAAAAUCAUUCCGAAGUGCGUCUGGCAUUCAAUCGAAUAGAGGAGUACAAAAUCU
Molecule: messenger RNA, 2173 nt
Organism: Acromyrmex echinatior (Panamanian leafcutter ant)
Lineage: Eukaryota; Metazoa; Arthropoda; Insecta; Hymenoptera; Formicidae
Product: NF-kappa-B-repressing factor
Molecular function (GO): nucleic acid binding
Source: RefSeq, a predicted model, not a curated record